AUACAAAUACUGCUCGUUUCCCCAUCCUUGCUGUGGAUUGAAUUUGUCUAGAAGACCUGAGUUCUCUUGGAAGCAAUUGACUCUUCUAAACUUCAGCUGCCUAAAGUCUUCGUUUCUGCUUUUGCCUGCUGCUGCUGCUGUUUCUUCCUUGAGAGAAAAAAAAAACUUAAGAAACUUGGAUUCCCCAAAAGGACAGGUGGCAGAUCUAAAAGAAAAAGAAAGCUGUUCACUAUGAAUCUUAAACAAAGACUGUGGAUCUUUGUGUGGUUCCCCUUGUAUUUUUUGAUAAAUGUGUACAGUGCCCUUGUAUUCAUACCCUGGUAUUUUCUUACAAAUGUUAAGAAGAAAAAAGCUAUGGCGAAGCGCUUAAAAGCUAAGCCCAUCUCCGACAGCCCUGGAAGUCCCUAUCGGUCUAUUUCGCAUAUGGAAUCAUUAGCCAGUAUAGACUUUCCUGGAGUGGACACACUGGACAAGUUGUUUGACCUUGCUGUGACAAAGUUUGGGAAGAAAGACUGUCUUGGAACAAGAGAGGUCCUGAGCGAAGAGAACGAAAUGCAGCCAAAUGGAAAAGUAUUUAAAAAGUUAAUCCUAGGAAACUAUAGGUGGUUGAACUAUGAAGAGACCAACCAGAAGGUGAAGCACUUUGGGAGUGGGUUAGUGGCGCUUGGAUUGCAGCCCAAGAGCACCGUGGCCGUAUUCUGCGAGACUCGAGCCGAAUGGUUUAUUGCCGCCCAGUCUUGCUUCCGGUACAACUUCCCUCUUGUUACCCUAUAUUCAACCCUUGGAGAAGAGGCGGUAACCUAUGGAUUAAAUGAAUGUGAAGCAUCCUUUCUAAUCACUAGCUUAGAUCUUUUGGAAGGCAAACUGAAGAAUGUAUUGUCAAAAAUUCCCUGCCUUAAAUACAUCAUUUAUGUGGACAAUAAGACUAUCAAUAAAUCAGAGUAUCCCAAAGGGCUGGAGAUUCAUAACAUGCAAGCCGUAGAAGAACUUGGGGCCAAACCAGAAAACUUAAGCAUCCCUCCCUGCCGCCCUGUCCCUACAGACAUGGCCCUUGUAAUGUACACCAGUGGCUCCACAGGGAGGCCAAAAGGGGUCAUGAUGGUCCAUAAAAACUUGAUAGCUGGAAUGACUGGACAGUGUGAGCGAAUACCUGGCCUGGGACCCAACGACACAUAUAUUGGCUACUUGCCUUUGGCUCAUGUAUUAGAACUAACAGCAGAAAUUUCCUGUAUUACUUAUGGCUGCAGGAUUGGAUAUUCCUCACCACUCACCCUGUCAGACCAGUCCAGCAAAAUUAAAAAGGGAAGCAAAGGAGAUUGCACCGUUCUGAAGCCCACUUUGAUGGCAGCCGUGCCAGAAAUCAUGGAUCGAAUUUAUAAGAACGUUAUGAGUAAAGUUCAGGAGAUGAACUAUUUCCAGAAAACUUUGUUCAAGAUAGGAUAUGACUAUAAAUUGGAACAAAUAAAAAGAGGCUAUGAUGCACCUCUCUGUAACUUACUGCUGUUUAAAAAGGUGAAGGCCCUGUUGGGAGGGAAUGUACGUAUGAUGCUUUCCGGAGGGGCUCCUCUCUCACCCCAAACCCAGAGAUUCAUGAACAUCUGCUUCUGCUGCCCUGUUGGCCAAGGCUACGGCCUGACGGAAACCUGUGGAGCAGGCACCAUUACUGAAGUAACUGACUACAGUACUGGAAGAGUUGGAGCUCCUCUUAUCUGCUGCGAGAUUAAGCUCAGAGACUGGCAAGAAGGAGGCUACACAACAAGAGACUUGCCACACCCUAGGGGAGAGAUUAUAAUUGGAGGUCCCAAUGUCUCUAUGGGAUACUUCAGAAAUGAUGAGAAAACAGCUGAAGAUUUCAUUGUCGAUGUCAAAGGCCAGCGAUGGUUCUGUACUGGAGAUAUUGGUGAAUUUCAUUCUGACGGGUGCCUCCAAAUCAUAGACCGUAAAAAAGACUUGGUGAAGUUGCAAGCUGGAGAAUACGUGUCUCUUGGCAAAGUUGAGGCAGCCUUGAAAAACUGUCCCCUGAUUGACAAUAUUUGUGCAUAUGCGAAAAGCAACCAGUCUUACGUUAUCAGUUUUGUGGUUCCCAAUCAGAAGAAACUCAUGGCACUUGCUGAGCAGAGGGGCAUGUCUGACAACUGGAUCAACAUCUGUAACAAUCCUGUCAUGGAAUCGGAAGUUUUGAAAGAGAUUAAGGACAUGGCUAACAAAAUGAAGUUGGAAAGAUUUGAAGUGCCCAUCAAAGUCCGCCUGAGUCCCGAGCCCUGGACUCCCGAAACAGGCUUAGUCACUGAUGCUUUCAAACUGAAAAGAAAGGAGCUGAAGAACCAUUACCUCAAUGACAUCGAGCGGAUGUACGGAGGGAAAUAAGGCCUCCCGGAUCGCCCUGCGUCAGAAACCGUGCGUUGUUUCUUCUGGAACUGAACGACGAAAGAAUUUCCCAAAGAGCGGCUGCAUUUCCAAACAGAAGCAGUGUUUCAUAAAACAGUUGAAAAUUUACUCUCAGUUACCCAGAAGGAACAGCUGUGCUGGCUUUCUGCCCUGCAGUUUCCCAAGAUGCUGUCAAAAAUACUGACCCACUGCCAUGGUUUCAUUAGACCACUUCCAGUUCCAAGUGUUCGUAUGGAACUCCCUCACCGGAUAAACCAGUAUUUCUACAGUCUUUCUAUUCUGGCUUCUUCUCCGAUUUGAAAGCAGUCAGAUCAUCUUGGCUUGAGUCCAAGGCGAUGUUUUCGAAAUGGAUGAAAACAAGCCAGUUGCAAAGGCGAUACGGAAGAGGGGUUGUAAGAGUGGGGCAGAACCAAGCCCGCUCCAAAACUCUGCUCCGAAAAUGGUUCUCUCAGGUCCUUUGCGAAAUGGCUCGUUGGAAGGUGACUGUCGUUGGUGGUCCAAAGAGAGGAAGUGGGAUUUCUCUUGUGAAAAUGGUACUUUCACCCAGUUGUAAACUGAGAGUCCAAAGCAACAACGCCCGAUUGGGUUCCUGCACCAUGUCCCAAGUUCUUCCUUUCGGUAGCACCAUCCUGCCCAUCUCUGCCAUGAAAUUAUUCUUGCAAUUUCCGAUUUUUUUAAAAAUUAUUCAUUCCACAAAAAAGGCACCAUAGGCAGUUGGCAGUAGUUUCCACUGCUCAAGAGAAUACUGGCGGUACUUUUAAAAGUCACGUUUGCUGCUGCGUUGGGGGUGGGGUGGGAAUCUUUCACUGCCAUUGGUGAGCACAGACAGAUUCUCUCAUAUUUAUUUUUCUUUCUUUCAAACGGUGGUUUUCCAUACAGAAAGAGAUGACUGGUAGUAUUAAACAUUUAGAGUGCCUAAAACAAAGAAACUAUCCUCACAGACGAGCAGAGGUAAAUUAAGACAUUCCAAUCAAAACAUUUCAAGAUGUCUUUUGGAAGAAGACAAGUGAUGACUUUGGCCGUCCUAAGAACGCUGGCAUUACUGCCCCGAUUAAGCUGGUAUCUUUUCCAAUCAUUUAUUUAUUCGCACUCACUACCUUUAAAAAAAAAAUCAGUGGAACAAAACAAGCCCUGUAGCUAAAGUAGUCCGCACACCGUCUGCUUUUGCGGAGUGUCCAUGCUUUUUGGGAUGUACGCGCCGCUUCCUCCAAGCACAUCCUCACCACAGAUAAAAUAUUCGGUUAUUGUUGUUUGUUGUUUUUUUAUUUUAAAAGGGCAUUUUAAUUUAUCUUUGACUAUAUCGCAUAAAACAAAAUCUUAUAUUAAAAUGAAUUUCUCUUCUAUACAAGUGAUGGACGUAGCCUUGGCAACUUUGUGUUUUAAAGUGUUUGCAAAGGGAAAUUUUUGUCUGCUAUUUUUAUUGAAAAACUGGAAAUCCUUGAUGUACGGAGGGCGGGAGAGAGCAGCAGCCUCCUCUGCGUUUCUGUGUGCAUUAUUCCACAGAAUGUCUUUUGUGCACUGGGCACUAUUCAUACUAGUAGUUCACACUUGAAACAAAAACUGAGACGAACGUGGCAACGAUGGGAUGCUGUUCUUACUGUGCACUUUCGAUCCUUUUCUGUAUGUGGCUUCCAUUUUUGUACAAAUGUGGCUCUUGGGUGCAUUGUAUUACUUUUUGGUGGCUCUAAAGUAUUUAUAAAAUAGA
Molecule: messenger RNA, 4093 nt
Organism: Pseudonaja textilis
Lineage: Eukaryota; Metazoa; Chordata; Lepidosauria; Squamata; Elapidae
Gene: ACSL4
Product: acyl-CoA synthetase long chain family member 4
Biological process (GO): long-chain fatty-acyl-CoA metabolic process; long-chain fatty acid metabolic process; neuron differentiation
Cellular component (GO): lipid droplet; endoplasmic reticulum; plasma membrane
Molecular function (GO): arachidonate-CoA ligase activity
Source: RefSeq, a predicted model, not a curated record